Molecule: messenger RNA, 4005 nt
Organism: Anopheles nili
Lineage: Eukaryota; Metazoa; Arthropoda; Insecta; Diptera; Culicidae
Gene: Edem2
Product: ER degradation-enhancing alpha-mannosidase-like protein 3
Exons: 12
Coding region: 1-2430 (809 amino acids)
Biological process (GO): endoplasmic reticulum mannose trimming; mannose trimming involved in glycoprotein ERAD pathway; carbohydrate metabolic process
Cellular component (GO): endoplasmic reticulum; membrane
Molecular function (GO): calcium ion binding; mannosyl-oligosaccharide 1,2-alpha-mannosidase activity
Source: RefSeq, a predicted model, not a curated record
AUGCGGACAGUUAAGAUCCCGGGGCGGACGGCCGCAAACCACCGACGAUGGACGCCGGAGCUGCUUACCUUCGUCGCGUUGGUAACGAGUGUGGUGGGUCUGGCUGCCCUUUCAUCGGCCCUGUCGUCCGACCAGAUUCCAACCGUACCGACACACAACAUGUCCAACAAGGAACGGAACGAGCUUAAAGAGGAAGCCAGGGAAAUGUUCUACCAUGCGUACCGGGCGUACAUGGACAAUGCCUAUCCGGCGGAUGAGCUGAUGCCGCUGAGCUGCACUGGCCGCUACCGGGGAGUGACGCCGUCCCGUGGCGACCUGGACGAUACACUCGGGAACUUUUCCAUGACCCUUGUGGACACACUGGACACGCUGGUGGUGUUGGGUGACAUAGAGGAGUUUGAAAAUGCCGUCAAAUUGGUGAUAAAGGAUGUUAAAUUUGAUAACGACAUCAUAGUGUCGGUGUUCGAGACCAACAUUCGCAUGAUCGGCGGCCUCCUUUCGGGGCAUAUCCUCUCGGAGUACGUCCAGAAGCAAGCAGAUGUUAUGACCUGGUAUCGCGGGGAAUUGCUAGAAAUGGCCAAAGACCUCGGCUACCGGUUGCUACCCGCCUUCAACACCUCCACCGGAAUACCGCAUGCUAGGGUCAAUUUGAAGCACGGCAUGAAGGUCGAAGCAUUGCGACAUUCCCGAGAAACAUGCACCGCGUGUGCCGGAACGAUACUGCUGGAGUUUGCGGCUCUCUCGCGACUCAGCGGAGAACCAAUUUUCGAGGUGAAAGCACACGCUGCCAUGGACGCACUGUGGAAGAUGCGUCAUCGUAGCUCGGAGCUGAUGGGGACGGUUCUGAACGUGCAUUCCGGCGACUGGAUACGGCGCGAAUCAGGCGUCGGAGCUGGCAUCGAUUCAUAUUACGAGUAUUGCCUAAAAUCGUACAUUUUGCUGGGAGACGAGCGCUAUCUGGCUCGGUUCAACCGCCAUUAUCACGCAAUCAUGAAGUACAUCAGCCAAGGCCCGAUGUUACUCGACGUGCAGAUGCAUCGGCCGCACACGAAGACGCGCAACUUCAUGGACGCGCUGCUUGCGUUUUGGCCCGGGUUGCAGGUGCUCUCGGGUGAUCUCAAACCGGCUGUCCAGACGCACGAGAUGCUCUACCAGGUGAUGCAAAUGCACACCUUCAUUCCGGAGGCAUUUACGUUUGAUUUCCAGGUUCACUGGGGUCAACAUCAUCUUCGUCCUGAAUUUAUUGAAUCGACGUACUUCCUUUAUCGUGCCACUGGUGACCACUACUAUCUGCAUGCGGGCAAAAAAGCCCUCAAAGCAUUGCAGAAACACGCCAAGGUGCCCUGUGGCUAUGCUGCCGUGAACGAUGUUCGUACGGGUAAGCACGAGGACCGAAUGGACUCGUACGUGCUCUCCGAGACGUUCAAGUACCUCUUCCUGCUGUUCUCGGAUCCGGCUGAUCUGAUUCUCAACAUUGAGGAUUUCAUUUUCACCACCGAGGCUCACCUGCUGCCACUCACGCUGGGACAAUUAGGCAACCAGACCUUUACUGGUGUGCGCGAUCAGGACGAACAGAUGCACAUGCUCGACUACAUGCGCUCUUGCCCCAGUCCGAACAAGUUAUUUCCUGAAACAGUCAGGCGCCCUCUCCGUGACCUCGUUACGGGAGUCUGUCCGCGCAUAUCGAGCGCCAAACGACUUAGAGCGGCUGACUUUCAGGCAAGCAAUACGGAUCAUCUACGAACAGUUUAUGACAUGGGCAUUACGAUGGUUUCUCUAGGUGAUGGCAAGGUGCAGCUGCUUCACAGCUUCCACAAUGCCAAAUCUCCCGAAGACGCCGAACGGGGGCUUAUCUUCAUGCGUGAAAUGGUGGAUCUUUCGAAUUCGAACUCCAUCCCAAACACGCAGCUGCAGGCCGUUGCUUUCAAGCGUGAAGGCGAUCAGGAGCUUCGGAUCCUCGAAGCCGGCCCGAGCCAUUUCGGCAUAGAGCUGAUCAACGAUUUAGCGGUCGUGCAGCAGGCCGUCUUUGCUAAACCCGCUAGAGUGUGUUCAGAUUUAAAGAAUGCGGAUGAGAUUCGCAAAAAAAUCGUAAUCAUCGAGCGCGGAGAGUGCACAUUUGUCGACAAAGCACGACGUGCGCAGGCAGCAGGUGCUGCGGCAGCCAUAGUUUACGACAACACGCCAAACACGUCAAUCAACAACCAGCAGAUGUUUGCAAUGUCCGGUGACGGACAAGACGACGUGCAAAUUCCGGUGGUGUUUCUAUUCACCCGGGAAGCCGAACAGCUCAUCAAAGCCAUCAAGGAGCAGCCAGAUCUGGAGCUUACGCUCAUGUCCGUCACUGGGCUUAAGGAGAAGCUGUCCGAGGAGCAACGCGCAAGCACAACGAAGACUGACGCCAAGAGUAGUGAUUCAACAGCGACGCCAUAGUAGCAGAAGUGCUAGUAGGAGUAGUAGAAACAAAUAGCUGCCGUGCUGCCGCUCCUGGCACCGGGCAGAAGGGCGGAUAUAACAGUCCUUCCUCCGAGUGCCAUCGUGGCCGGUAUCAGCAAAUUUCUCACAUUCACUCGACGCGGCGCGUCUCACCUGCACGGCGACAAACGCGCAACGGGUUAGAUAGUAAUGAAUUUAUUAGACAAUUAGACCGCACCGUACCGUUGAAGGGUGAGCGAGCAAGCGCAAGUGAAAGGAAGGAAUCGUCCCACCCCCGGGCGAUUGUGGCGGGGAGAUUGUUAGCUAGGAGGCCAGGCGUGGUGUAUGCGGUGUGCGGUGUGUCUUUUUACUGGCUGUCCGGGAGAGUGUUUGCCAUCGAAUCGCACAGCUGGCAGGGUUGAGUCCCGUACAAACUCAACGAGGAUGGAAGAUGCAAUCAGAGUGCGUUAGGGUACUGUGUUGUUGAUUUAUUUUUUGUCGUUUCUCUCCUACAAACAACGUGAUACUUUAGUGUACAGUUAAGACCUAAAGCGUGCAUAGAAAAUGGAGGAAAAUGAUGGGACGAAUUGAACUGUACAGAAACCGGUGUUGUGUGAAACAUGUGGCUUCGCAGUUGGGAAUCGAUGGGCGCAUGUUCCGAGUGUGGAUGCUUGCUCUAUAUUGCAUUCUCCACUUCACCCUUUAGCAAUCCUUUCAGGACUUAGCCAAUCAUUUACAGCUUAUACUUGCUUCGGUCGCUUUUCGCACCAGCGUAUACAUAUCAUGGAAUCGAUUUGAUUUCAUACUAUAAUAUAUAUAUUUUUUUCUUUUCAUUUUCGUUCCAUCAGAAAACAAUUGUGAUCACAGAGUUAUAAUCCUUUUUUGUCGCCUUGUGCAAUGCAACCUAAUCAAUCCUCUAAUCGUAUUGCUAUAACAGUAUGCAUAAGUUAACGUCCCACAUUCACAAACAGUACGAUAUUAAUUUUGCCGCUUUACGCCAAACGAACUCACGUUUGGUGGUUUCGCUGGUGUAAAGAGACACAGUCUCUUAUGGAUAGUAUUAGUCCGAUAAUUUUCUUUCUUUCCCGAUUGCAUCCUGCGAUAGAGCGAGAAAAAUAAAAGCAACGCAGAUUUAUAGUCAGGCAGAGAAAUGGCAGCAAAGCGCGAACGCGCGAUCGUCGAUGAUUAUUUCACCCGUUGAUAGGCAAAUUGAUAGAUUGCCGGCUUCCGUCGAACGGAGCUGACAUAGGGCGGUCUGUAAAUAAUUCCUUUUGUACGAAAGCGAAUCGGAAUGCGGUUCGGGCGCGCGGUGUAGCAGAAUUAGGAUGUUCAGCUGGCCGAUACACUAGCAUGUAAGUAGGAUAAAUUUGAUGAAUCAUGUUGCAAUAGCGAAAAGGGGAGAAUUUCGAGGAGCGCUAUGGAUAACUCACGGUCCGGAUAACGAAAAAAGAGAGGACGCUGUAUUCCAGACCGCUUCCGUGCGGCUCCACUGUAAGUGGGCGGUCGCUGCGUAGAAGACGAAAAGUGCAUAAUUGUUUUCCAUUUAUGGCUACGAUCCAUUUCUUUCUGUUCGUGUUUUUUUUCCUCAAAUAA